AUGAUGAAGCGAAAUAAUAAUACUGGUGUUGUUGGAAGCAAAAGAAGGAAGAACAAAAAGCGCUCGAAGAAGUCGAACUUAUUGGUGUUUAUUUUAUCGAUUACGAUUUUCUAUCGCUUAGUAGUCCAAAGAGGAGUUGGGAGGAGUUUUAUGACGAAACAUUCGAGAAGAGAGCAACUUCAAAGUCAGUUUGAAUACGACCCGUUCGCGAAAGACGUGGAUAGUUACGGGGUAAAUGUUGAGGAUGUGGACGCGCCGUUGGCGCCGGAGUCGCAGACGAGCUCGACGUCAGACGCGAGCGUUUUAGCGGUUUUGGCGAACGCGAGUUCUUCUUCGUACGUUCCGCAACAAACGAAAGAGAGAGCGUUUUAUGGAGAACACAGAGAUGUUUUCGGUCACGCGAGUUGGCAACCGGUGCAAGCGAGACUGGUCGACUACGCGGGGGCGACGAUUAGCGUGGAAGGAAAAUUCGCGAGACGGUCGUUCGCGAGAGCGUUUGCCGCGAAUAAUAAUAAUAAUAAUAAUAAUAAUAACAACAACGGCGGAGAUAAUGAUAACAGUAAUAACGAGUUAGCGUCCGAUUUAGGCGUUCGAGGGCCGCGACUAAAACGUCCCACGCACAAAGCGUGGAUCUCCCCCAUCGCGAACAACACUUUAAAAUACAAACACAUGGCCACCAUCGCGCGACUCGGAUCUGUGGACUCACCCAACGCUCGAUUUGUCGUCGCGUGGCAAGGCGCGGAAGACAACGAAGGUUCUCUCACGCAAAGAAUCUACCACGCGUUUUCGAAAUCCUCAACCGGCGAGAAGUGGGGUCCGGAAUUUAAAAUCCCCGCCAUUGAAAACGGCAACGCGCAGUGGUCGCCGGUGCUGCACGUGGACGAAGACAACAACGAGAUUUUCUUAUUUUACAGCGAAAGUCGAGAAUGCAUUCGAAUAGCACCUCAGGAAGGGGAUUUUAACCCAUCCGGCGUACAAAACGACAGGCAAUUACCGGGAGGUGACAUCAUGAUGACGUCGUUGAAAGUGCCGACGUUUGAAAAUUACGAGUGGUUGAAAUCGGUUCGAUGGGCGCCGCCGAAAAAGAUUUUCAGGCAAGGCGAUGUCGGCAAAGGCGUCGGGCCAAUUCCGAAAGUCAUCGCCAAUCCCAUGAUUGUGUUGCGUUCUGGAGUGUGGUUGCUCCCGUAUUGGCGAGAACCGCACGACGCGCCGCCGUGUUCGAACUUGUUGUUAACGAAGGGCAACGCCGGAGUCUUGAGGUCGAGAGAUAACGGUAAGACGUGGAAAGCGUACGGGAAGUUGGACCACCCCAGGACGUGGUUGAUUGAAAACACGUUGAGCGAAAGAGACGAUGGGUCGGUUUUGAUGCUAUUCAGAACGAAAAUUGGCGUUUUGUAUGCCUCGGCUUCGUACGACGAAGGCAUCACGUGGACGCCCCCGGAAUCGACGGCGAUACCAAACCCAGAUUCGAAAAUCGUUUUAACUCGAUUGCACUCGGGCGCCUUAGCGAUGGUUCUAAACGCCCACGGAAAACUGAAAGGUCAGAAACGGCACGCGCGGACGUUUCUCGACGUUGCAGUUUCCGGCGACGGCGGCGCGACGUGGCGAAGGAUCGCGAGAUUGGAAGACGAGUCGCAAUCGCCGCUGGUGCGAAGUCACUAUCCAACCGCGAUUGAGGCGUUUCGAGAAGGCGGGACGCGGUUGUUGAUCACUUACAGCAAAUUUUAUUUCGGUUUAGGUGGAUUAGACCAAGCGAUCCAGGAGCAACGCCCGAUGGGGAUUCGACUGCAAUCCAUCAGUUUGAAAUAA
Messenger RNA from Bathycoccus prasinos, 1809 nucleotides. Its product is annotated as BNR/Asp-box repeat protein. The transcript has a single exon. Lineage: Eukaryota; Viridiplantae; Chlorophyta; Mamiellophyceae; Mamiellales; Bathycoccaceae. The coding region runs from base 1 to 1809 and encodes 602 amino acids. The record is from RefSeq and is a predicted model, not a curated record.